Molecule: messenger RNA, 2616 nt
Organism: Octodon degus (degu)
Lineage: Eukaryota; Metazoa; Chordata; Mammalia; Rodentia; Octodontidae
Gene: Gga2
Product: golgi associated, gamma adaptin ear containing, ARF binding protein 2
Exons: 16
Coding region: 171-1748 (525 amino acids)
Biological process (GO): vesicle-mediated transport; intracellular protein transport
Cellular component (GO): trans-Golgi network
Molecular function (GO): phosphatidylinositol binding; small GTPase binding; ubiquitin binding
Source: RefSeq, a predicted model, not a curated record
ACAAAGCCACGGACCCAAGUGUGUCAGACCAGGACUGGCCGGCUCUGCAGAACUUCUGCGAGCAGGUGAACACCGACCCCAGUGGCCCAACACAUGCGCCCUGGCUGCUGGCCCACAAGAUCCAGUCCCCGCAAGAGAAGGAAGCUCUUCAUGCCUUGACUGUGCUGGAGAUGUGCAUGAUCCACUGCGGGGAGAAGUUCCACGGCGAGGUGGCCAAGUUCCGCUUUCUGAACGAGCUGAUCAAGGUGUUAUCGCCCAAAUACCUGGGGGCCUGGGCCACAGAGAAAGUUAAAGCAAGAAUUAUUGAGAUACUCUUUAGUUGGACUGUGUGGUUUCCGGAAGACAUCAAGAUCCGCGAUGCCUACCAGAUGCUGAAGAAGCAAGGAAUCAUAAAACAAGACCCUAAACUACCAGUGGAUAAAAUCUUACCCCCACCUUCGCCCUGGCCCACCAGCUCCAUCUUUGAUGAUGAAGAAAAGUCCAAGCUUCUGAAUCGACUGCUGAGGAGCAGCCACCCUGAGGACCUGCAGGCUGCAAACCGGCUGAUCAAGAGCUUGGUCAGGGAGGAGCAGGAGAAGUCAGAGAAGGUGUCCCGGAGAGUCAGCGCAGUGGAGGAGGUGCGGAGCCACGUGAAAGUGCUGCGGGAGAUGCUGAGCACAUACCGCACGCCCGGGCAGGCCCCGCCGGACCAGGAGGCCUUGCAGGUCGUGUACGAAAGGUGUGAGCGGCUGCGGCCCACGCUGUUCCGGCUGGCAAGUGACACCAUGGAUGAUGACGACGCGCUUGCGGAGAUUCUCCAGGCAAAUGACCUCCUCACUCAGGGAGUUCUGCUGUACAAGCAGGUGAUGGAAGGUCCUGUCACCUUUGGGAAUACAGUGACUAGCUCGGCGGGAGAUACAUCUGUCUCCAGAGUCUUUCAGAGUCCCUCAGGCUGUGUGAAGCACUCCCCCCUGAUUGACCUGGACGCAGACAGUGGCCCUGAGCAGGCUGGGCCUGUGGCACCGUCCUUGCUUCAUCAGGACCUGGCAGCCUUAGGGAUCAGUGACACUCCCAUCCCGUGUGAGGUUGCUGGUCAGAAAUGCUGUAAGGAAAAGGAGAAUCCCACCGCCAGUGUGCUGCCCGGCGGAAGCGCGCACAGCCCUUCUGCAGACAGGAGCUUGCUGGACCUCCUGUCCCCACAGCCUUCUAGGGGCCCUCUGAAUUAUGUUCCCCAGAAAAGUAUCCCCAAGGAAGUGCCGCCGGGCACCAAGUCAUCUCCGGGUUGGUCCUGGGAGGCCAGCCCUUCGACAUCUUCCCCGGCCUCCCAGAACACACCGCUGGCGCAGGUGUUUGUCCCUUUGGCGUCUGUGAAGCCCAGCAGCCUGCCUCCUGUGAUCGUCUAUGACCGGAACGGCUUCAGAAUUCUGCUCCACUUCUCGCAGACUGGGGCGCCUGGCUACCCAGAGGUGCAGGUGUUACUGCUGACCAUGAUGAGCACCGCCCCCCAGCCCGUGUGGGACGUCGUGCUUCAGGUGGCUGCGCCCAAGUCAAUGCGAGUGAAGCUGCAGCCAGCGUCCAGCUCCAAGCUUCCUGCGUUCAGCCCGUUGCUGCCGCCUGCCGUGAUCUCUCAGGUGUUGCUGCUCGACAAUCCACACAAAGAACCCAUCCGUUUACGGUAUAAGCUGACAUUCAACCAGGGUGGACAGCCCUUCAGUGAAGUGGGAGAAGUGAGAGACUUUCCCGACCUGGCGCUGCUGGGUGCAGCCUGACUGCCCGAGGUGGACCUUGAAGCCAGGCUCAGCCCCCGUUCUCGGGCUGCCCCGCUGGGACUUGCUGAUUUUGUGCCGUGCCAAGCGUUCUGUCCUGAUGUCAGGCCCCGAGGGCCAGCCUCUGCCCGUUCUGCAGAUCCAGUGCCUGUGUGUUGUGGGUGGGGCGUGGGCAGUGUGGAGCCGCCGGAGCAACCCCGAUGAGCAUCUCCCCGCCACCCUCCUCCUGCACGUUGGUAGGCACUGGUGUCCCUGCCUCAGGUUGGAGGUUUUAUAAGCCAAAGUUUUUUCAUGUCUUGUUACCUGUUUGUUCAUCCACUCUGUGCCUUGUCAGCCCUUGAAAGUCUCGGUCAUUGCCAGGCUGCUGUUCUCAGGGACCUCACUAGGGACUGCUUGGUCCUGGGCAGCGAGUGUCACCGAGGUACGCUCUUCCAUGAUAGACCUUGUCUCCGUGUUCGUUCAGCAGUGCCUCUCCGCGUGCCACACAUCUCCCAAGCGGGAUGCUGGAUGCACCUUUUCCAGCGGAGGGGCUGCUGCACCCCCUGCAGCCCACCAGGCGAGCCCCCAUGCCCUUCACCACUGUGCCUCGAGUUGCCCCCGACGGCCACACCUAGGCCAGGUCCCCUGGGUGGACAGCCCGCCUGGGCCCUUCCUCGAGACCCCGUCUGUCCUCAUCCUCUGUCCUUGCAAGCAUUUUCGCACAUCUCUGUGGGACACCGUGGUAGCCACAAGGCAGCCCUUGCCUGUUGACUUCCCAGUGCGAGGUGGGGACUCCGAUGGAGGCAGGCAUGAAGAGAGUCCCGCCGCGACUUAAGUGGUCUCGGAUGGAGUGACUGUAGGUGGUCACAGAAUAAAUGCCAUGUGGCCAGUC